Apodemus sylvaticus (European woodmouse) is the source of this 936-nucleotide messenger RNA. RefSeq names its product disks large homolog 5-like. The record is from RefSeq and is a predicted model, not a curated record. NCBI's taxonomy places the organism in Eukaryota, Metazoa, Chordata, Mammalia, Rodentia, Muridae. The transcript is spliced from 5 exons. Bases 1 to 681 code for a protein of 226 amino acids.
AUGCUCCCCCAUCUACAGAACGACGGGGGAGCUGAGAUCCACACAGGCGGCGUCUCAAAGGCUGGCAGACAGCCAUCAUCCUCCACACCUGUUGUCACCAAGCAGCAGGUGAAGAAGGAAACAGAGAGGCUGACAACACAGCUUCACAAGCUGACCACUGAGAGGAAUGAAUUGCAAGAUCACCUCAAUGUCAUCAGUGAAGGACCCUUGGAAAAUAGCAACCUGCACAGCCAGCUCCUGGCCGAGCUGAAUCAUGUGAAGAACAACAUGGAAAUUCUGAGGGAGGAGAACCAGAAAAUGCAGGAGGAUUUUGCUCUACUACAGCAGCACUUGGGGGAAUUCAAGUCAAAUUGUGAGAAUCGACAGGAAGAGGCCAGUGACCCACAGACCCAGCACCAAAAGCACAUGGGAAGGAUGGAGGAAAUGUUGCAGUACGUGGUGAAACAGAAGGAGAUGGCCAUCAAGCAGAAGGAGUUAGCACGGAAGCUCCAGCAUCACUUUGAUGUCCUCCAGAUGAGGUUUGAGAAACUGCAGCAUGAGAUGGAACUGGCCACAGCCCAGGAAGAGAGCAUCCUGCAGAAUGACCUGCUACAUCAGGAGUCACCUGCUGAGCCCAGUCUCCAGAAACCACAGAAUCCCCGGGAUGGAUUUACUUUAACAUAUUACAUUUCCUCAGUGUGAAUGGGUCCUAAUUUUAUGGAACCAGUGACUCAUCAGUCUUCUUCUGGAUCUGCUGCUCUUUGAUUUUCUGACAAUUCCCCUUGAGGGAAGUGGGGUGAUUGCCCAGCCACCAAGUGUCAAAGACUAGGCACAGCUGUAUAACAGUGCUGCUAAAUCUGCAGCGAGAACAUGCUACUUAACAUAAUUUUCUGUUAGAGUUUUGUUGGGUUUGGGGGUUUAGAUGUUUUGGUUUUGAUAUUGUUAUUGACAUGUUAU